AUGGCUAUUCCAUUCAGUAAGAACAUUCUGACGGCUGGCAUCGCGCACAUAAAUGUGGGGGUCGACGAUACCCCAUUUGAUGUGCACUUAGAAUUGCUAUGCGACCAUUCACCUUAUUUUGAUGAACUGUAUGAAGACCGAACGGUGAAACCUCUUACAGACUUCACGAUUAGUUUUCCAGACGAUGACCCCGACGUAUUCUCCCUACUCAUCGGUUGGAUGUAUCGGGGUGAAAUUGCUGAGACAUCUUCUGCUCCUCGCACCAGUCUGUACUUGUUGUUUGAACUCUGGGUGCUUGCUGAGAAAUUUAAGAUGGUGGACCUGCAGAACAACGUGAUUUCCCUCUGCAAAACGAGGAUUGAUGACAAACGUGGUACGAUCUUUGGUGACCACACAAUCGACUAUGUCUACAAUCGUACCCUGCCCAAGUCCCCCCUACGUCUACUUCUGAUAGAUACAUGGGUACAAUAUGCGACUAAGUCGCGAUUCUUGGGUAGGGAAAAUCUUCCUCGUGAGUUCCUUGAGGAACUUUGCUGCGCUUUGAUGGAGUGGAAAGAAGGCAAGAUGGAAACGGUUGGCCACACAGAUACCGCAUGGCCCUAUCUUGUGCACCCUUCCCCGUGGAAAGACAAGGCCCGGGAAACGCCCCUGCAAGGAGAGGAGUCGGAAAUGAUGCGACUUGCUACCCCAGACCAGCUAAAAAACAGGAAAUUCAAGCGUCCUUCCUCACGUACUCACAGAGCCACUCCUACGCCUUCUCUGCAGGUCAUGACGCCAACCUCCACAGACGCCGAGAAGGAUCCUAGGGACCAAAUUACUUCUGGCAUGAGCUCCUUGCAGAUUUGA
This is a messenger RNA of Aspergillus bombycis, 846 nucleotides long. RefSeq names its product BTB/POZ domain-containing protein. Bases 1 to 846 code for a protein of 281 amino acids. The transcript is spliced from 2 exons. The record is from RefSeq and is a predicted model, not a curated record. Gene Ontology annotation, molecular function: protein binding. NCBI's taxonomy places the organism in Eukaryota, Fungi, Ascomycota, Eurotiomycetes, Eurotiales, Aspergillaceae.